Molecule: messenger RNA, 2292 nt
Organism: Astrephomene gubernaculifera
Lineage: Eukaryota; Viridiplantae; Chlorophyta; Chlorophyceae; Chlamydomonadales; Astrephomenaceae
Source: the annotation of a GenBank genome assembly
AUUAUCUUAUAAACGGUAAACCUUCCUGUCAAGUCUAAAUUUGUGGAUUUUAGUGCGAGCAUAAGCGGCGAACAAUUCACCAGACAAGAGUUUGCAAGGUUGUCCGCUAGUUUUGCGGCUAAUCUCUUCCUCAUCUUCAUCAUAGCCUCUUUCAGAAAUGCCCGGACAACUGCAACAGCAGCCCGCUGAUUCGGAGCGGCCCUCAAAUGCUUCCCCACAGCAGCCAGAUACGUCACGGAUCUGGCCGCAGCUGCUACCAGAGCUUACGGAGAGCAUCGUUAGCUUCCUGCCGCCCAACGAGGUCGCCUGCACCGUGCGACUGAUCAACAAGGCCGCAGCCGCGCAGUUCCGCGGGCCUCGCUAUACCACCGUGCAGCUUUCUUCUCCCGUGCCGCCCCACGCAUUCAAGGAGCAAUGGGAGCGGCCCGGCGUCAUGCGUGGGCUCACCGUACAGCGGCGGCAGGAGCUACAGUGGCUAACGGCCCGCAGCGGCAGCCUGCCAAACCUCAAGGUGGCAGUUGCUGCCACAGGGAUUCCUUAUGUGCACAAGUUCCUCCGCUUCCUGCGCCCAACCUCCCUCGUCCAGGCUGCGGUCGAGACAGGCCGGCUGGAGAUGUGCGAGUGGCUGAUGGAGCAGGGCCACUCCUUGGAGUUGAUUGUUGAGGCUGCAGCGCGUGCCGGGCAGCGAGGCAUAUGCGAGUGGGGCCUGGCUAGCGGCUGCUCCUGGAGUCCAUGCCUUGCGUACGCUGCGGCUCGAGGGGGCCAUGUGGGCCUGAUGGAUUGGCUGCUGCAGCUGCACCAGGCAGAAGGUGAAGAUGUUCGGGCCGCUGAGCUGCUUAAAGCUGCAGCUGGCGGCUGCGAGCUGCACACCCUGCAGCGCCUGUACCAUGACUGGGCGGGCGAGCAACAGCUGGACGACUACGCAAAGAGAAAUGUCGUGACUGCUGCGGCCCGCGGCCCCACACCUGACUGGCAGGCCAAGCUGGUGUGGCUGGAGGCGCGGGGCUUUCCUGGCUCGGAGGCUUGCUUGGGCGCCGCCUCCUGCCCUGACGCUCUGGACCGAUUGAGGUGGCUGCGAGGGCGGGGCUACCCGCUGAGCGAUCGCGUGGCUGAGGAGGCUGUCGAAUUCGGGAACAUGGAGGCGCUGCACUACCUGCUGCUGUCAGAGGGUGUGCAGCCGAAUUCAGAUUGCGGUGAAAGGGCCGCAGAGUCUGGCAACCUGGGAGCACUAACCUUGCUGCAUGCCCACGGCUGCCCGAUGGACGAGGAGACGGUCGAGGUUGCAGCCCGGAGAGGGCAGCUGCAAGUGGUGGUCUGGCUGGUGGAGGAGGUGUUGGGGCCAGCAGGGGUGCAGCUGGGUGCAGAGGAGUUCAGCAGUGCUGCCUGUUCAGGCAACCUGGAGCUGCUGAGGUGGCUGCGUGAGAGGGGCUUCGCCUGGAGGGAUGCCGGGGCUAUCACACGGGCUGCGGGGUCAGGGUGUGGCGAGGUACUGGAGUGGCUAGUGGAGCAAGGCUGCCCCAUGCCGGACGACGGCCGUCCAUACCUGGAAGCUGCACGCAAGAGCGACCUGGCCACCUUGGCCUGCUUGAAGCGGCUGGGCUGCCCCUGGGGCCCGCCUGGGCGCCUGCUUAGGCAAUGCCUCCAAACGGUGUGCAGUUGCGCCGUGCUGAGCUGGCUGCUGGCGGAGGGGUGUCCAAUGACGGAGGAGGCGGCGCAGCAGGGCAUGCAGUGUGCAUAUGAGUGGCAGGAUGCGAAUGACCCACGUAGGAGGCGGCUGUGGGGGUGGCUACAGGAGAACAUGGGCCUGCAGCCGCCCCAGCAGGGCCCCAGAGGCAAGGGGUGGCAGCUUGAUUCCGAUGUCGAAUAGGGCAUGGGACAUAGGACAAUGCGACAAAGGACUAGGACGGGAAGACAACAAAUCAGCAACGAGGUCCGGUGCACCUGUGCUGUCGUACUGCUCCCAGCUGCACAUGCAUGUGAGGUAUCGUGUGGGUGCCUAUAGAGCUGAGGAGGACUGUUAUAUGAUGUUACCGGUGGGCCUUAAUGCAGCGAAAAGGACUCGAGUUGAUUCGUGCUGACAAGCAAGUUGGGGUUCCAGGAGGAAUCGUGGCAGGCAAAGCGCUGUGUCCCCUAGGUUCGUGUGGGGACAACUUCCUCCCGACUUAGCUGGCUGCUAAUACCGUAACCUCAUAGCAGCCGACUGGUUCAGCGUCUGGGCGACUCACUGGCGGCUGUACUGGGUUGUACCCUGCUGCUGCUGGCUGCUGCGAGGGUUCUGUCCUUAGACUCCAG